Messenger RNA from Jatropha curcas, 882 nucleotides. RefSeq names its product ras-related protein RABC2a. Lineage: Eukaryota; Viridiplantae; Streptophyta; Magnoliopsida; Malpighiales; Euphorbiaceae. Gene Ontology annotation, molecular function: GTP binding; GTPase activity. The record is from RefSeq and is a predicted model, not a curated record.
UCUCCUCUUUAUCACUUUAUAUACACAAACACAAUAAGAUGCAAGUUUUGUGUUAAGAGUAAAGGUAUUUUGAAAAUGGGAUCACCUGAAAAUGAUCACUCGUUCAAGAUUGUGAUGGUAGGUGAUUCUGGUGUUGGCAAAAGCAGUCUUCUUGUCAGUUUUGUUACUGGUGCUCUUACAGAUCUUUCUGACACAGCUGGUAUGGAUAUUAUGAUCAAGCAGAUAACAGUGGGCGGGAAGCGACUGAAGCUUGUAGUUUGGGACACUGCUGGACAGGAGAGAUUCAGAACAUUAAUAGGUUCUUACUAUAAAGAUGCUAAUGGGAUUAUUCUUGUUUAUGAUGUGACACAGAAAGAAACCUUUACCAAUUUGGCAAACCCGUGGAUUAAAGAAGUCGAACUCUACUCCACAAACAAGAACUGCAUCAAGAUGCUUGUCGGAAACAAGGUGGACAGAGUGUCUGAAAGGGUUGUCAGCAGGGAAGAAGGUAUGGAACUAGCAAAACAGAAUGGAUUUUUGUUUCUAGAAACAAGUGCUAAAACUAGAGAAAAUGUGGAGAAAUGCUUUGAAGAUUUGGCACUCAAGAUUCUGGAGGAAUUAGAGACGAAACGGCAGGAGGAACCGAAACAGAAACCAACAGAACCAAAAGUAGACAUUAACAAACCACCAAAUAAUCCAGCACCAUACACAGGACCACCGGGUGGGGGUGAAGGUCGAGGUCGUAGAUGCUGCUUUUAAGGGAUGCAAAUAACACAUAAAUGAAAGUACUACAACUACACAUCAAUAAAACAAAGUAGAGACUGCAAAGUUAUAAAGCUCCAUUUGUUCCAGAAAAAAUAACUUAUUUUUCAAUAAUGGUAAAGGUUAUAAUAAAUUUGUCAA